UUUCGUGUUUCGUGAAAAAAAUUUUCGUUCCUAUUUUUCUAAAUUGUGCUAAAAGUGUAAAGUGAAGUGUAUUUUCGUUGAAAUUAUAUUAAAUUUCUCUAUAACGAGAAUUUAUAAGUGCUAAUCUUAUACUUGUGUAUUGGCAAAGUGAAGAAAUUGCACAUACAAAUGGAAUUACACUGAAUUGUAUUCGGGGAAGUUGUGACGACUUUGUUCAUGAUUAUUCUCCUCACACACACACACUCUCCCUUCCCUGUUAAUGGUAAUUGCAUUUUAGCCAAAACUCCUUAGCCUCUGCCCCUAGUUUUGAAAUGAAAGUUUAAGAAUAUCUGGAUUUGCUCUGGUUGACUCUGUUCCCAGUAGCGUUGCGUUUAAUAAUAUACAUAUACGCUUACGUUUUCACGUUCGCAGUUAGUUUGUCCAUCUGCUAAAUACCUAUUCUAUAGCAGUCGGGAGAUUCAAUUUUUUUAUCAAAAUGAGUAGUGGCGGUGCUUCAGCUGGGCCUGGGCCUUCUGAUAAGGACAAGGAUUCACAUUGGUACUUCAGCGCUGAACAGCUAUCGAACUCACCAAGUCGACGACAAGGAAUCGAUCCAGAUGCCGAACUCUCAUAUCGCCAAAUGACUGCAUAUCUUAUUCAAGAAAUGGGACAGCGUCUGCAGGUCUCACAGCUUUGCAUAAAUACUGCCAUUGUGUAUAUGCAUCGUUUCUAUGCCUUCCAUUCCUUCACCCAUUUCCAUCGCAAUAACAUUGCGGCUGCGAGUUUAUUCUUAGCUGCUAAGGUCGAAGAGCAGCCUCGAAAGCUUGAACAUGUUAUAAAGGCUGCUAACAAGUGCCUUGGUCAGUCAACAUCCUCCACUGCAGACGCGUAUUACAUAGAACAAGCGCAAGAGCUGGUAUUUAAUGAAAAUGUACUGCUACAAACUCUUGGGUUUGAUGUUGCUAUUGACCAUCCCCACACUCACGUGGUAAAAACUUGUCAUUUGGUUAAAGCCUGCAAGGACCUAGCACAGACUUCUUAUUUUCUGGCUUCUAAUAGCCUUCAUCUGACAUCUAUGUGCCUACAAUACAAACCGACUGUAGUUGCUUGUUUCUGUAUCUACUUGGCUUGUAAGUGGUCACGAUGGGAGAUUCCACAAUCAACGGAAGGCAAACAUUGGUUCCAUUAUGUAGAUAAAACUGUUACUAUGGAUCUUCUAAAGCAAUUGACGGAAGAGUUUAUAGCAAUUUACGAAAAGAGUCCAUCGCGUCUCAAAUCCAAAUUGAACUCAAUAAAAGCUCUCGCUCAAAAUGCAAGCAACCGCGUAAUCAAUAAGGAAAAGAAGGGUGCAGCCGAAGAGUGGAAAAUGGGGGAUAUGAUGAAAAUGUAUGCACACGAUGGUAGUGGCGGUAGCAAUAGUAGUAACAGUAAUCAGCCUUAUGCUACGACCUCUUUAAGCGGUGAUUCCUCUCAGCAAUCCUCCGCAUUGUUGCCACCACCACCACCACAGCCGCAAUUAUCGCGAAAAGGCGAUUUGCAUUCCAGCCAACACCGUUCCCAUCACAAUUCGACGUCUCAUCAUUCGAAGAUUAAUUUCCCCCCUACGGAUGUUCUUGACCAUAAAAGCAGUCACAAACAACCGCCGUUUAGUGGAGUUGUUAACCGCCCACGUGAUCACUCGCAAUCGUCUCAAGGUCAUCAACAAGCAAUGGUUCCAGGCAAUUCGUCACGAUCCGGUCUUCCAUCAUCCAGCGGACGAUCUCUGAGCAGUAUACCUGGCCAAAGUGUGCCACGACAGACUUUACAAGGUCAUCAAUUAGAUGUGAACUAUCAUAAAUCUCGCGAUAAGAGUAACAUUGUGGGUUCAUAUCCACAUAAUGCGUCAUCGCAAUCGCAUGCUGGGCAUAAGGUGUCGCAAAAACAAGACCCAAAUCGAGUGAUACAGAAGGAGCAGGCUGCUGGCAAAAUGCCCGAACCUGGAAAAAGCGCCAGUAAUAGUAGUAGUAGUAGUAGUAAUAAACUAUUCCCACCUACUUCCUCAAUGGCGACCAUGCCACAAUAUGGUAGCAACCCAACACAGUUGCAAAGCAAAUUGGAUAUGGGUCAAGAUAUGUCACGUAAUAUAAUGCAUGGUCAACGUUCUUAUGGGGUUAACAAUGGGUCUGGUAAUGUGCCGAUAUUGGGUAGUUAUCAGCCACCGCACGUACGGCAGAGUAGUAAUAGCGCUAGUAACAAUGGAAAACACGAUUUAUCGAAACCCGCAUCCGUCCACCUUCAACAGCAUAGCAAACAGCCAACUAUUCCAACAGAUUCAAUGUACAAUGCUGGCACGCAUGUAGAUCAGCAAACAGCUGCACAUGUACAAUCACAUUCGAAUGCUGGUUAUAUGAUUCCGCGGCCGCCAGAGGGUUCACACAACGAAGAGGCCAAUUCCACACAGUUACCGUCAGUGCAUGCGAUGCUGCAACAGCCAAUGAACGCUAACCAAACAAAGACCUCCCUGUUUAGCCCCGACUGGAGUCAACAACAGCAACAAACACAGUUAAUGUCUUCAAAUACUUAUGUUAAUAAUAAUAUGUCAACAGCCGCUGUGGGCGAUGCAUAUAAUUAUAAAAUGCCAUCUAGCAAGGAGGGAGGAGAGCGAGAGAAAAACGAUCGCGAUCGUAUGGACGCUAAUGCGACAGCACCUAAGAAAGACCGUAACCGGGGGGCACAUCCUGGAAUGGAUAUUACGAGUUCAAUGCUUAUGGGUGUACGACCAAAUACUUCGCAGACACAGUUUCAACAACAGUUACAACAGCAGCAACAACAACAACCAUCUUUAAAAAUAAGCAUGCCAAAGAAAACAGACUCAAGCAGUAUCGGUGAACUUACUGGUAUGAAUGCCGGUAUCAAACGUCCCAAUGAAGGUGCCUACAAACAAGAGGAGGAACAAAAUAAAAUUCGGAAACUUGAUACUCAACCUACAUUGUCUUCGUAUAAUGAAUCCAAAACAGGCGAAAGUAACAAGCUGCAUGUGGUAAAUGGAAUAGAAACUAAUCCUGACAUGGUGAGGAGUUUGUUAAAAGAAAGUCUCUGCCCUUCCAAUGCUCUCUUGAAAACGGAACAAUUGGGAGCACUUAGUCUGCAACCACCAGCUGAACUUUUCGAACCAUCCAUAGUGGCCUCGGCUCCGGAUGUGACCGUUGCAUCGGCUGAGACGUCGCUAAAAUCGACAAGCCAAAGUAGUGGAACUGAGCCAUCAUCUAUGGAAAUUAAUGAUGCCGGCAGUAAUAAAGCAGAAAAGAAAAAGAAAAAAGACAAGCAUAGACAUAAAGAGAAGGAUAAGUCGAAAGAUCGCGAAGAGCGAAAAAAGCAUAAAAAAGAUAAAGACAAGCACAAGGAACGUGAUCGGAGCGAAUUAGAAAGUGCCGGGCAUGUAAAGAUUAAAAUAUCGAAAGAUAAAAUUGAAGGAACUGCCGAAUGUUUAAAAAUCAAAAUACCAAAAGAACGUAUAAUAAAUGAUGUAAACAACAGUACGAGCAGUGCUAACAAUAGCUCCACAGAUAGCGGUAGCAAUAUACAUCCGGCACCAGCGUUAAAGAUUAAAAUCAGCAAAGAUAAAUUGGAAAACUAUGCGACAGACUCCUCGACACACACAUCUUUACAACAAGCGCAGGCGCUGACACAAACGGCAGCUGGCUUCUAUUCGUCCUUCGUAACACCCAAUAAUGCAACGACAACCACGUCACAUAGUAGUAGUGGUGGUAGCAGUAGUAGUGGGAAAAAGAAAGACCGGGAUCGUGACAAGGAUCGCGAACGAGAGAAAGACAAAAAACGGGCUAGCAAUGAGGGCAUUAAAUCGAAUGGAAGUGGUUCAUUCCAUUCGGCAAUGAUGUUACAAGGCGGUACAGGGGGUUCACUGCUUUCACAUCCGCCACCAACAACUGUCGCGGCGCCGAAAAGCCAAAACGUCAACAAGAUGCAACUCUUAUCGAAUAAUAUGAAUCAGCUCUUCGGAGAGUCGAAUGAUGAUGAUGAUGAUGAUGACUAUGAUGAUAAUCAAAGUGUUAAUCAAAAAAAUUAUAAGGAUUAUCAUAAAAACAGAGUUAAUAACACGGACUCCUCGUUCGCAUACGCAUCCACGUCCAACAACUCUGCGGGUUCUGUGCGUAAAAACACCGAUUACGGGCAAAAAUAUUCGCAAACACAUCAUAUGCAACGAUGAUAAAUGCAAUCAUCACGUAAAAUUGUUUUAAAAGAGGCGUUACACUUGGCAGGACUGGCAUAUACAUGCUGCACGUACAUAAGUUGGCUUGCAAAAUAUUUCACACACUUUACGUACAUUAAGCUGCUACAUACGUAUAAGAAAACAAACGAAUAAAUUCUACAAAAACAAAAAACCAAAAAAAAAAAAAGAAAGUAAACUAUAAAAACGUGCAGAAUUUUUAAUUUAAUGUUCGGCCAAGGCACUAACUUCGCCAUGAAAUAAAAACACAGUGAAACAACAA
Bactrocera latifrons is the source of this 4469-nucleotide messenger RNA. It is a transcript of the gene CycT, whose product is annotated as cyclin-T. Gene Ontology annotation, biological process: regulation of transcription by RNA polymerase II; positive regulation of DNA-templated transcription, elongation. Gene Ontology annotation, molecular function: cyclin-dependent protein serine/threonine kinase activator activity. Gene Ontology annotation, cellular component: cyclin/CDK positive transcription elongation factor complex; nucleus. NCBI's taxonomy places the organism in Eukaryota, Metazoa, Arthropoda, Insecta, Diptera, Tephritidae. The transcript has 10 exons. The record is from RefSeq and is a predicted model, not a curated record. The coding region runs from base 476 to 4186 and encodes 1236 amino acids.